GGCGGCCCUGACUCCCAAGGGGACCCCCUUCCUCGUGUCCCGGCGAAAAGUCUUCUCCAGGGGUCCCCUGUCCUCCUGCAGCCACAAGAUGGCCUUCCUGAAGCUGCUCUGGCUGGGUCUCUUCUGCCACCUGUGUCAGGGCUACUUCGAUGGCCCCCUCUACCCGGAGAUGUCCAAUGGGACGCUGCACCACUACUUCGUGCCCGACGGGGACUACGAGGAGAACGAUGACCCCGAGAAGUGCCAGCUGCUCUUCAGGGUGAGUGACCACAGGCGCUGCUCCCAGGGGGAGGGCAGCCAGGCCAGCCGGCUGCUGAGCCUCACCCUGCGGGAGCAAUUCACGGUGCUGGGCCGCCAGGUGGAGGACGCGGGGCGGGUGCUGGAGGGCAUCAGCAAGAGCAUCUCCUACGACCUGGACGGCGAGGAGAGCUACGGCAAGUACCUGCGCAGGGAGUCCCACCAGAUCGGGGAUGCCUACUCCAACUCGGACAAGUCCCUCACGGAGCUGGAGAGCAAGUUCAAGCAGGGCCAGGAGCAGGACAGCCGGCAGGAGAGCAGGCUCAACGAGGACUUCCUGGGGAUGCUGGUCCACACCAAGUCCCUGCUGAAGGAAACGCUGGACAUUUCCACGGGGCUCCGGGACCGAUACGAGCUGCUGGCCCUCACCAUCCGGAGCCACGGGACCCGGCUGGGCCGGCUGAAAAACGAUUAUCUUAAGGUGUAGGUGAUGGGGCGUCCUGCAAGCAGAGGGGACCGUGUCUGCACUGUCGUGGAGGGAGGGGGACAGAAGACAGGGCUAACAUUCCCCAUAAAGUUCGUUUUCCUAUCCAGAUUUGCACUUGGGGAGUGAUCUGAAGUCAUGUUUGAAAUGGAAAGAAGUGGGUUUGGUUUCUGUACAUUAUUUAUGAGACUGUCAUUGAUUUGCCACCUGCAAAGACCGUGCUAAGCCAUGCCUCCCACCUUUCCUCAGAGGCUGGGUAACUGCAGAGACACCUGUUCCAGCCACCUCGAAAAGGACACUUUACACAGUGUUGAGUUUCCCCAUCCUAGAGAUUUGCUGCAAAUACCCAGACGGCUGGCUCCUUCCCCCUCGCAGCCUUCUCUCCUGGGCGCUGGAAGCUGUCAGUGCUGCCUGUGUUUCUGAGGAGGCCCAAGCACGGCUCUGCAUGCCUCCCCGCAGGAUGGAAGCUGCCUGUUUCCUCUUCACUUUUUCUCUCUUAUUUAUUACCAUUGUCUCUAAGGUUUUGUUUUAAGGUUUGUUUGUUUUUUUGUUUUGUUUUGUUUUGUUUGUGUUUUGGUAAGAGUAUUGGCUAGAAACUUUAUGCAAAUCAUCCUUUGCAGGGAGAUGUCCGAGUGCCUCUGUGUGUGUAAAUCAAAGCGACCACCUUUAAGAAGUCUAAGGUUGGUGGUGGUUGGGCACUCACGUCGAUAUGUUGAUUUGCUAUGUCUCUCACUGUAUGUCUGUGUCAUCAGUGCUCCGGUCCAUUAGGAAGAAGUAGCUUGUUUGCUUGAACACACCCCCAAAUGCCUUAUGAGUGAGGUUAUCAAUAUAUUCUUUCUCACUUAGGGGUCUUGCUUCUGUUUGCUUAUUGGAGACUUGUACUUCAGGUAGGGGGAAUUCUAAUAACUCCUUAACCAAGUUUUAUUAUUCAGACAAUAAAUAUGUUCUUGUGUAAUGCUGGCUUAUUUUCUAAUUUCUAUCUGUAACUUUCACAUUGCCAAGAGGGGCCAAAGCAAAAGGAAAGAGAAGGAUGGGACGUAAGCCAGUUUACUUAGAGUGUACAUGAAAGGCAGAGGGAUAGCUACGUAUCUGGCACUCCUUCCUUCCCUGCCCACCCUUAUAAUCCUCAAAAGGAAAAAAAAAUCUAGGCCAUGUCAGAACUUGAUCUCUGUCUGCUGGUCUGCUAAAAACUCUAGUGUUCUCCAGUUUUUCCCAAAUAAUCAACUGGAAAACUUUAGGCCAGAGCUCAUACCUUAUAUGCCCUAGAAUGCAGAGGGAGUGUUCCACUCAAAGCUAUAGGAACCACAAUGGUGUUUAGUCAUUCUGAAGCCACGUCUAUGUUAUUUAAUUCAUACUUUAAAAGGAUUGAAAUGCACUUUAUUUCAUGUCUUUCCCUGGCCAGUUCUCAUCCUUACUUAAAUUUGCUUUCUUUUCACACAUACACACAGAGGGAAAUAAAUAAAUGUUCAUAACCUACUUUCCAACAGUGAUCCAUUUUUUUCUCUUAAUGCACAAGGAAUCCAGUUUUCUAUUCCUAUGAAGUGUCAAAUAUCCUCCUACUAAGUAGGAGGAACUGAGGCUCAGAAAAUGAUUGAUCCUCAGCUAGCUGUAACGGUUCCAGGUGUCUUACAUUUGAGUAUAGGACUU
Messenger RNA from Myotis myotis, 2368 nucleotides. RefSeq names its product fin bud initiation factor homolog (gene FIBIN). The transcript has a single exon. Lineage: Eukaryota; Metazoa; Chordata; Mammalia; Chiroptera; Vespertilionidae. The coding region runs from base 89 to 724 and encodes 211 amino acids. The record is from RefSeq and is a predicted model, not a curated record.